AUGUCAAGAGCCACCCUAUUUUACUUAAAGGCUCGCAAUUGCAAGGUAGUGGAUUACUUUCACAUUGAAGAUCGUGCUUCGAUUCCUGAACAUUAUGAAACCUCUGAAUACAUAAUGAAGGCUGGUCACGUCCUAGUUCACUUCGUCGUUUCACUAUACUUGCUCCUACCAAGGUGCUUUUUGAGCGUGAAUAACCACGGAGAAUGUUUACUAACUCAGUAUGGAGCAACUGUGGUUGCUGUGGUCUCCCAAGAUCGUCUGUGGUCCGAGAAAAGGAUGUCUUUAAUGGAUUCGCCAUCGCUGUAUUUUGGAAAUCUAGCAAACGCUGUUUGCCUUCCUAGCAAUGGAUGCAAUUACUUAUUGUUAUCCGGAUGGCGAUUUACGAACUACAGUGCGAUAGAUUUGCUAUCUGUUCGUUUUCCUGACAAUGUAUGCAAUUACCUAUUGUUAUCAGGUAUACGAUGUGUUAACUACAGUACCAUUGAUUUUCCUGAUGUUUGUUUGUCUGAUGUGCGAAAGUGUCAACAAAUGCAGAGCGAGGAUAAGAAGACACAGGCGGCCAUGUGCCUAUUACGCAAAUUCGUGGGCGACAUUCCAUCUCACGUUAAGCGGUGA
Molecule: messenger RNA, 615 nt
Organism: Porites evermanni
Lineage: Eukaryota; Metazoa; Cnidaria; Anthozoa; Scleractinia; Poritidae
Source: the annotation of a GenBank genome assembly